AUGUCCUUCGUUGCUGUGAUGACUGCGGCAGCAUUUUGGCUCGCUGCCUGGUAUUUCGCUGGCGCGGUCUUGAAGAAAUGGUUGAUGGACUAUGACACCGCCUUCCUUGGUGUCACAGUGUCCGUGGACCGCAUCGCACUAAACCCGUGGUUCGGCACCUUGCUGGUGACCAACCUGACAGUAGGCAAUCCGCCUGGCUACGGAUCUGCCCACCUAGCGUCCGUGGGGCGUCUCUUUGUGGACGUCGACAUGGGUGGCUUAGUGAAGUCACUGGGACAUAGGCUCACGGUGGACAAGGUUCACGUCCAGAAUGUGGAUGUGGUCUACGAGCGCUCGCUGUCGACCUCCAACGUGGAGGAUGUGCUCAAGCACUUGGGUGUGAUUCAAUCGUCCACUGGUGCUGCUAGUAGCCCUUCUGGGCCCAGCUGGCCAUUGGACUUUCGAAUACACCAGGUCAAUACCUCCGAUGUUUGGGUGCAUGUGGCUCGGCGGCUUGGGGUCUUCCUGAAUUUUUAG
Cladocopium goreaui is the source of this 516-nucleotide messenger RNA. The record is from the annotation of a GenBank genome assembly. NCBI's taxonomy places the organism in Eukaryota, Dinophyceae, Suessiales, Symbiodiniaceae.